This is a messenger RNA of Nothobranchius furzeri (turquoise killifish), 1816 nucleotides long. It is a transcript of the gene gpr137ba, whose product is annotated as G protein-coupled receptor 137Ba. Gene Ontology annotation, cellular component: lysosomal membrane. Lineage: Eukaryota; Metazoa; Chordata; Actinopteri; Cyprinodontiformes; Nothobranchiidae. The record is from RefSeq and is a predicted model, not a curated record. Gene Ontology annotation, biological process: regulation of autophagy; negative regulation of bone resorption; positive regulation of TORC1 signaling.
AGGAGGAGGCUGGUCCUCGCAGCGCUGCGGCUCCGUCCUCAUCACUGAUCAUGUGCCUCACUCCCAGGCUGUCUCCGGUUCCUCUGCAGGAAGUCGGACCGCAGCUUGUGUCACCUGUCUCUUUCUGAUAGCCGAAGGUUUGUUUUCUUCCGCCUUCUGCGCGUCUCAGCGGCGCCCUCGGCUCUGCUGGGCUGGGCCCGAGAGAGGCUGAGAGAGACUCAGACCCCUCGCCACCACCUUCUCGCCAUGGAGGCCCCGGUGGAGGAGGAGAAGGAGCCGUCUCUGAUGGACAAGUCCAUUCCUCUGCCCACCCUGAGCCCAGCCGUGCCGCCCUACGUGACUCUGAGCCUGACGGUGGUCUACACCGUCUUCUACUCGCUCCUCUUCCUCUUCGUGUACGUGCAGCUGUGGCUGGUGCUCCGGUACCGACACAAGCGCCUCAGCUACCAGACCGUGUUUCUGUUCCUGUGCCUGCUGUGGUCGGCGCUGCGCACCGUGCUCUUCUCCUUCUACUUCAGGAACUUCGUGACAGCCAACACGCUGGGACCUUUCCCCUUCUGGCUGCUCUACUGCUUCCCCGUCUGCCUGCAGUUCUUCACACUCUGCCUCAUGAACCUUUACUUUGCACAGGUUGUUUUCAAGGCAAAGUCGAAGUACGCACCAGAGCUCCUGAGGUACAGGCUGCCCCUGUACCUCCUCUUCCUCUUCAUCAGCCUGGUGUUUUUAGUCGUAAACUUGGUGUGUGCUCUGCUGGUGAGGAUGUCCUCUGCAGAAGCACACACCAUCGUCCUGGUGAGGGUCGCCAUCAACGACACUCUUUUUGUCCUGUGUGCGGUCUCGCUCUCCCUGUGUCUGUACAAGAUCGCCAAAUUGUCGUUGGCCAACAUUUACCUGGAGUCUAAGGGAACGUCGGUGUGCCAGGUGACAGUUAUUGGAGCCAUAGUCAUCCUCCUUUACGCUUCCAGGGCCUGCUACAACCUGGUUGUCCUGGGACUCUCAAACAAAAGCAUUAACUCGUUUGACUAUGACUGGUACAACGUGUCAGACCAGGCAGAUUUGCAGUUGACUCUGGGUGACGUCGGCUACAUCGUCUUCGGAGUGGUUCUGUUCGUAUGGGAGCUGCUGCCUACUUCUCUUGUUGUUUUCUUCUUCAGAGUGAGGAAACCUAACUUAGACCGGAGCGGCUCAGGCCUUCCUGGCCACGUCUUCUCCUCUCGGGCUUAUUUCUUUGACAACCCACGCCGUUAUGACAGCGAUGACAAUCUGGCAUGGAGCGUCAUGCCUCAGAACAUCCAGGCCAGUCUGGCUGCUGACAGCUAUGAGUGGGGAAGCCAGAACAGCGGCAUUGGCGUCUACAUCGGGAGCGACGACAGCUACAGCUGCCCCCCACCUCCUCCAGAGGAGCUCAGCCAUUACUGAGUGGAUCACGACUCCCCCCCCCACCGUGUCUUUAACGUUAUCUGUAUGUUUUUUCACAAUCUGUUACUGACCAAUGCACAGCGAGACUAACGAGACUCAUUUUUCUUUUUGCCAGUAUGAUGGCUCAGAAAUGGGACGUGACCUUUUGCACAUUUCUUGUACAAAAUUUGAUCUGCUCAUGAACCUCUUCAGUUAGUUUGUUGAAAUAGUGUAAUUUAUUUCCUCACCUUUGUAAUAUGUACUGUAAUACUAUUUUAUGUACUGUUUAUGAAAAUGUUUAAUUUCAUACCAAUGUUUAUAGAGAUUUGUUUAAAUCGUUGAUUUUAAAACUGUAAAAAUGCUCGUUACAUUUUUUGUAUUAAAUCCCUAAACCUCAUUAAAUUUAUCUUUUGCUUUA